AUGCCAGGGAUCUUUCAGGAUCUGCAGCCCUGCCUGGACCAGGGAAAGAAGGCUCACGAGGAGAUCCAGAAGAAGCAUGGGCCGGACUCAGCGGCCAAGAUUGAGGGGCACUGCACCUUUGUGUGGGACUGGGUCCGGGAAGAGAUGCCUCUCGAGAAUGAUGAGGGCACCGCUUUAGAAGAGUCAGUUCGCGAAAUCGUCGCGAACUCUUGCUGUCAGCCAGCUCCGAAGGUGGAGAUUACACCGGUGGAGACCGAGGACGUUCUCGUCUUCGCCGACCAAGCAGGGCUUUGUCAGAAGCUCCUGGAGAAAGCGCCGGAGGGGCGAGUGGGAACCAAGAAGGUUAUCACCAAGCCUCCGCGGUUGCUUACUCAGGAGGACUGCGAGACACUGCUGUCGAAGGGAAAGUAUGACCUUCUGGUACUGGGAUGCCCAUUAGAUCCACCGAAGAGCAACAGCACUGCAGACGUCAUCGCGCAGCAGUCGGCAGUGGACAAGUUCCUCUUCCUCUUGCUUCAGUCGAUGAUGAAGCAUGAGGGCUGCGUGCAGCGGUUGGCGGUGCUCACUCAUGACACCUUCACAGUGGAGGAAGCUUCACACAAGCAGCGCGGUCGUGGGAGCGUGGCUGAGGAAUAUCUCGACCGCCCGGACAUGAUCCCACCUUUGUCCUCGGAGCUGUUUAGGCUAGGCACUUUCGGGGUCAACACCGUCAGGCAGUGCUGGCCCUACCCGAUCUAUCGGGGCAUCCGCCACGACCGCCCGCAUGGGCGCUUUGUCUACAGGCAGUUCCUGUCGCGGGAGUACGAGACGAAGGCCUCAAAGCCAUGGGAUGUGCCCAGCGAGGGCAUCAUCGCCAUCUCCGGCGGUAACGGCGCUUUGGGUCUGGCCAGGGCCCUGGUCAUGGGCUCCUGGCUGCUGGAGCGGGCAGAGAAGCAGAUGAAAGCCAGCGGUGGCAAGUACAAGCCCGGCUUCUCCAUUCAGUUCAUGUCCCGAUCGGCCAAAAUCAGCGACCUCAACAUCCCGCUGUGGAACAAGGUCCAAAGCAAGGCAGAUGCCCUGGGCGUCUCCGUGUUGCAGGGCAAGAUGGACAUGGGCUCCCAGGCGGCCGUCGACAAGUUCGUGCAGGAGGUGUCGCCGAACCUGACGGGCUUCAUCCACUCUGCAGGUGUCCUGCAGGACUCUAUGCUGCCCAACCAGACCUGGGAGAAGUUCGAGGCGGUCUACGACUCCAAGCAUCGCGCAGCGCUCUUUCUGCACGACGCGCUGGAGAGGUUCAGCAAUCCGAACCUCCGAUUCUUCUGGGUGUUCUCCUCAACGUCUGCCUACGGAAACAUGGGGCAGGUGAAUUACUCUGCUUCCAACGCCUGCCUCGACGGUCUGGCAAGGCACCGUGUGGCGAUGGGCAAGCCUUGCACCGCCAUCCACUGGGGCGCGUGGGGCGAGGCACCACUUGGUCUUGUGCUGUUGAAAGUUGAGCUGCUGUUUCGACAUUAG
Molecule: messenger RNA, 1494 nt
Organism: Symbiodinium sp. CCMP2456
Lineage: Eukaryota; Dinophyceae; Suessiales; Symbiodiniaceae
Source: the annotation of a GenBank genome assembly